Molecule: messenger RNA, 2443 nt
Organism: Folsomia candida
Lineage: Eukaryota; Metazoa; Arthropoda; Collembola; Entomobryomorpha; Isotomidae
Exons: 7
Coding region: 727-1608 (293 amino acids)
Cellular component (GO): membrane
Source: RefSeq, a predicted model, not a curated record
UGACAAGAAGUAAAUGUACUGCGUUCGUAUAGUUGUGCUUGUAUAUUCUCUUCCGUAAAACUUAAGCAUUCCAUCCCGUGUACAUACAUACAUCUCAAGUAUAUGUAGUUGGUUAGUUAGUCAACUAACCGCUCUGGCUGAGGUCAAGUCAACAUUAUUCCUUCUUCUCCUAUCCACAAUUCAAAUUCAAGACUUGAUUAUCGACAUCGGUUGAAACGCCAAACCUGCUCCGUUGGUUUGGUUGGACUCUCUCGGUUCAGGAAUCAAAAUUGAAUUACGUGCUUACAGUACUUAAGUAUUACUACGAUUACCAAUUAGUUGCAUGGGCUAUAGGUACAAACAAAUAUCGAAAAGUCAGGAGGACAAGCGAGUUCAUGAGAGGAGAGACCCAAACGGAGUGGACUGAUUCGACUACUAGUUUGUAAUAGUAAAUCAAUGAUCUUUCGCAAAAAAGUGUUAAAUUCCUGGAAAUUAUAAGAAGAAAUUUACGAAAAUAAUUUGCAUAUGGAGGACAUUGACAAGUGCUGAGUGGAAAUAAUCGUGUCUUUUGUCUUUUGUUUCGACUCCUUCUUCCGUUGAUCCUGCUCUGGUUUGUGAGUUUGUUGAGUGCGAGUGUGUAAUAGUUGUUGAGUUGGUCACAAAGUGUGGAUUUAAUUAAAGGGUCCCAUACUUGAAAGAAACGGGAAGCUAUUUAUUUUUACACGUAAAUAAAUUUAUUAUAAUAAAAUGCCGUGUUCCGCUGUGACCUUAAGUUUAGCCACGAUUGCUGCGGUAAUCUCCGUUGCACUAUUGGCUAUUUCGUUCUCCACCGAUAAUUGGAUCCGUAUUGAUGUCAGAAGGAAUAAAAUUAAGGAGCGAGUACAAAAUGACCCUUCAUCCAUAGAUAACCCAGAUGACUUACAAGACAAUCCUCUCUACUUUACGAGGACGAAGGGUCUCUUCAGAGUGUGCUUCCCCACUCCGGAACGGCCAUCGUCGAGCAAAGUGGCUUUAUACCUCUCACCAGUGGAAACGUACUGCAUGAACAUUGACUAUUUCAUUCCUGACGAGGACAAUGUCACGGCCGAUUUUACCCCGGAUCAAAUGAACAGACUGCAUAUGGGACGGAGCGCAAUUGCCUUGUUCAUUCUCGCAUUUUUCUUUGUGUUCAUCGCCUUCUGGACGGGAGUUGCUGGUUGUUGGAGAAGAUCUUCGGGAAAUAUUACUGCCACUGCGAUUCUGAUGUUGCUCACAUGUUUAUUCAGCGCAGGCGGAAUGGGACUGUGGCACGGGGUCGAGUAUUAUGAAACUGAGAAGCUUAGUGGAUCCGAAUAUUUCAAGGACUGGCCUCAGGCUUUGAAGGCGUCUUCAGUGUGGUCAUACGACUGGAGUUAUGUACUCGCUUGGAUUGGUGUGGGUUGGUCAUUGGUGGCGGCGUUAUUGUUUUCGGGCGCCGCGGUAUGUCUCCGUGGCGAGGCCGGCCUUGGCUACCCCGAGAGCCAACACAUGCACUACUUAAUGCCGGUUUAUCCACAAAAACAACCCGGCUAUGCGGCAUACGGUUACGCAACUGCUUAUCCACCCGGAUACGGAUAUGGAAACUCUUACCCACAAUACAGUAACUACUGAGAGGGAUCGAGAAACAAUUUUCGUACAAUUGGCAUUUAAAAUGAUGACUUGGCAAAAAUAUUCAAGAAAGAAAUGAUUAAUUGGAAUUUUCAAAAAUUUAAAGAAAACAAAAAAAAUUGAAAACAAUCAGCAUUAUGUACAAAUUGUACUUUACUUGAAUCGAUACGCUCAUUCAUGGAAAUUACAUGAAGUAAAUAGCAACCUGUUAUAUAGCUCAAGCCAAUAAUAUUGCAAAAUAUUUCCUCCUCCCCACUUUUCCAUUAAUCUUAAAAAAAUACAAUUCUGAACUAACGAACGAUUUUACCGAGUGUUUUUCAAACCUUUUUUUAUAUUACAAAAGAGGUUCUAUCAUUAAUAUUAUUAUUACCCCGUCUACUUAUACCAUCACAAUUCUGUCAUUUUAUUACACAGAGCGUUCAUAAUUUAGUGGUAUGAAUAUGAAUCUGAGCUGUUUUUAGUAAUUUUAACGUGUAUGUAUUUUAAGCGAUGUGAAAAUGUUUGAUCGCUAAGUAAAUGGCGAGAGAUAAGCUUACGGUUAUGAUGAUAUUUCAGGUAAUUACUUAUUAUUUAGUUCUCCAUUUACUACUCCACUGCUGUAUUAUGCCAGAAUAAUAAUAAUGCAAAAUGAGACGACAAUGAUUUAUGUGUAAGAAUAAGAAUAGAAUGAUGACAAUAAUUUUGACAAUCCAUUUUAACUUUGCUGACGUGUUAAAUAGUUGACUAAUUUAAUUUUUAUCGUAAUUCAUAUCAUACGUUUAUUUUAUUUUAUAAAAACGUGUAACAUUGACUGUCAACUGUAAAGCGAGUAAAAAGUUUUAUACAAUGUACGAGACGA